Messenger RNA from Enterospora canceri, 1422 nucleotides. The record is from the annotation of a GenBank genome assembly. Lineage: Eukaryota; Fungi; Microsporidia; Enterocytozoonidae.
AUGGAGAAUGAGAAGGUGAAUCCAACGAUUGGAUCGGUGCAUUGCUCGCCAGUGAGAGAUAGACGUGUUCAAGUAGAAAGAACGAGAGCAAUAGAAAGCAACGAGACGACGGAGACAGGAAAACAUGACAUCGAAACAAUACGAAAUACAAUUGCAAAAAGUGUACUAGAAAUGGGAAGAGAGGAAGAUUUGAUGAGAAAUGAGGGUGAAAUGGAUAGAGCAAAUAAAAAGACGAAUGGCGAUUUUCUAGAAGACUGUACCGUAGCACAAAACAAGAUAUUGAAUGGAUCACAAGAUAGCUAUAAGAAAGAUGGAGAAGAAUAUAGAUUCAGAAAAGAGCAGCAGAGGAAUGGAAGGGGAAAGAGGCAGUUUAAGAAAGUUGGAUGGUACUCUCAAAGUCAGGAUAACAAGAAGAAGGACGAUAGUUGGUGGAAACAGAAUAAUUAUGAUAGAACACUAUAUGAACGUGCUGCUAAACCAAAACGUGUUAAGGAAUAUGCACAAACAGUUCUGAUAGCAAAGAAGGAUGUUUCUGACGUAUUCAACAGAAACGUGUUCAAAUAUGAACAGGAAAAGAACAAAGAAACAAAGCAGGAUGAAAUUGAGGUGGAACAAAGUGUUCCAGUGGUGCUAAAACAGGAGAAAGAAGGGAUGGUAGCACCAGAAACACCGCGAUUGGAAAAUGAGGCCUUGAAAUGCUAUAAUUCAAUGAGAAUACAGGAAUUAGAGCCAUUCAAUUUGGAGAAUUGCAAUGAAAUUGAUCAACUACCUGAAGCCAUGCGCAAUGAUUUCUACUUGUUUUGCGAGUUGACGGGAUUCUUUGACAGGGAGCUCUGCUUUAGGGCGUUAAAGAACUCGAUUUUUUCAAAUAAGUGGUUUGGAAAGAAGAAUCUCGAUUUGAGCUAUGAGGAAAAGAGGAGGAUUGCGAAGGAAAGGAAGGCAAUCAGGGCCACAACAAAGUACAAUCAGUGCACUGCACUUGAUAGACGACAUCCUGGGAUAUUUGAGGUUAGGCCAAGUAGAAUUCAUGGGAAAGGUGUCUUUACAAACGUAAAAUGCCCUACGGACACAUUUCUCUUUUCAUACGAGGGCGAAUUGAUUGGAAAAUGCAUGGUCGAGAAAAGAGAACGAGAAUACGCGAAAAAUGGAAUCAAAUCUACGUAUUUGUUCUCAGUUUAUCCUGAUAAGGUGAUAGAUGCAACAAUGUGUGGGAACGUAGCACGAUACGUGAAUCACUCCUGUGAGGCAAACUGUAUGACACAUCACUGCCUGGAUACUGGGGCAAUCAAAUACUACACGUUACGUGUAAUUGAAGCAGGAGAGGAACUCACGAUAAACUACUGUUCAGACAAGAUUCUGGAGUGCGAAUGCAACUGUGAAUCUGCAAAAUGCAAGAGAAAAUGGACAAAAAAGAAGGAAUAA